Messenger RNA from Pungitius pungitius (ninespine stickleback), 2764 nucleotides. RefSeq names its product myeloid-specific peroxidase (gene mpx). The record is from RefSeq and is a predicted model, not a curated record. Bases 127 to 2400 code for a protein of 757 amino acids. Gene Ontology annotation, molecular function: peroxidase activity; heme binding. Gene Ontology annotation, biological process: response to oxidative stress. The transcript is spliced from 16 exons. NCBI's taxonomy places the organism in Eukaryota, Metazoa, Chordata, Actinopteri, Perciformes, Gasterosteidae.
CCGAUCGAUACACGACACUGUCGAAGCCUCGCCCCACACACUCUACAUAUAAAGACGAUAUAGUCAACCCAAACUCCACUUCUCCCAGAGCACCUGCGAGCAUCGCAGAUCCGCACAGGCUCAGGCAUGUUCUUUCCUGCGCUUCUUGUGCUGGGCGUCUGCCUGGCUCCUGCCCAUUCCACUCCUACAGGAGAACAUCUCGGCACCACUCUCCUCGACCAGUGUUUUAAGGAGGCAAAGGAACUCGUCGAUUCUGCUUACAAGUACUCCCGAGAAGAGAGUCUGAGACGAGUCCGCAGGGAGGUGGUCCGUCCUCACGAUGCUCUCCGUCUCCUCAAGCAGCCCAGCGGUGACACGCGCACGGCUGUGCGAUCCGCAGAUUACAUGGCACAAACCCUGCGUCUGCUGCACGAGAAGAGCCAUCACGUGCACAAACGCUCGGUCAAUGUAACAGACUUGCUCUCCCCAGAGGAUCAGGCGAAGCUCUCUCAACUCACUGGAUGUGCAGCUCAAGUCCGAGUUCCAUCAUGCAACACCACACCGAACCUCAACAAGUAUCGCACUGCCGGCAGCGUUUGCAACAACCUAAAUGACCCUCGCCGCGGCGCCUCAAACACCGCCUUUGCCCGCUGGCUACCUGCCGAAUAUGAAGACGGGGUCUUUCUGCCAAAAGGCUGGACUGAAACCCGAAGGAUCAACAACUUUGUCCUCCCACUGGUACGACUGGUGUCCAACAACAUCCUGAGCACAACAGAUGCUGGCGUCGUCAACGACACCGAAUACACUCACUUGGUGACCCUGUUCGGUCAGUGGAACGACCACGAUCUCACCUUCACACCCUUCUCCCCCAGCAUCCGCUCCUUUAGCAGCGGGAUCAACUGUGAUGAGAGCUGCGAGAAGACCGAGCCGUGCAUCCCCAUCCCGAUUCCUCCCGGUGACCCCCGCUUGCCCACUGGCCCGGACAGCUGCAUCCCUGCGUUCAGAUCUGCUCAGCUUUGCGGGACGGGAACCUCGGCCUACAAUUUUGGUGGGUUGCCCAACAAAAGGGAGCAGCUCAACACCCUGACGGCCUUCCUGGAUCUGGGCCAGGUGUAUGGCUCCGAUGAGAAGCUUGCCCUGUCUCUGCGUGACCUCCAAAGUGAUGGCGGCCUUCUGCGCGUCAACACGGAGUUCAAAGACAACAGGCGCGAGCUGCUGCCCUUCAGCCCCCUCAAUCCAAACAUGUGUGCCACUCGCAAAAGUAUCACCAACGACUCAAAUGCCAAGGAGGUGCCCUGUUUCCUUGCCGGUGAUGGCCGCGUGGUCGAGAACAUCGCACUGACGUCCAUUCACACACUGUUUGUGCGCGAGCAUAACCGCCUAGCCCGUGCACUGAAGAAACUGAAUCCACAAUGGGACAGUGAGACACUCUACCAAGAGGCUCGCAAGAUCAACGGCGCCUACACACAGGUGUUUGUGUUCAGAGACUACCUGCCCCACAUUGUGGGUGACGAGGCGAUGCGCAGACAGCUGGGCCGUUACCCCGGCUAUGACCCCAACGUGGACCCCAGCAUCUCAAACGUCUUCGCCACCGCGGCCUACCGCUUCGCCCAUUUAGCCAUCCAGCCGAUCUUGGGCCGUCUGGAUGAAAAUUACAAUGAGAGUCCUCGUUUCCCCAGUGUCCCCUUGUUCAAGGCCUUCUUCACACCCUGGAGGGUCGUCUACGAGGGUGGCAUCGACCCUCUGCUCCGUGGUCUGAUUUCCCGUCCUGCUAAACUGAACACUCAGGAUCACAUGAUGGUGGACGCCCUCAGGGAGAGGCUGUUCCAGUUUGUUAUGCAUCUGGCUUUGGACCUGGGCUCUCUCAACAUGCAGAGGAGCCGUGACCACGGCUUGCCUGGCUACAACGCAUGGCGCGGGUUCUGCGGCCUGUCUCAGCCGAGGAAUGAGGCUGAGCUCGCUCAGGUCAUGAACAACCGCGACCUGGCUCGCAGGCUGCUUCAGCUCUACGGAACGGCCGACAACAUCGACAUCUGGAUGGGCGGCGUCGCCGAACCGUUUGUCCGUGGCGGCCGCGUGGGGUCUCUGUUCUCUUGCCUGAUCGCAACGCAGUUCCAAAAGAUCCGUCAGGGUGACAGGCUGUGGUACGAGAACCAGGGCGUCUUCACCGCGGCUCAGAGAGCGGCUCUGGCCACGGUCUCUUUUUCCAAGGUCAUCUGUGACAACACCGGCGUCACCUCAGUUCCCACUGACCCCUUUAGAGUGACCUCUAGGACAAACCGGCUGGUCAGCUGCGCCAGUCUCCCAAGCCUGAACCUCUCUGCCUGGAGAGAAAGCUGCUCAGGCCCGCCUGGUAGCUGUAAUAAAGAGACUCUAACUAAAGAGGAGCAGGCCCUCCUGGACAACAAGGUUGAACCCUGAGGCUUUGCUGGGAAGAUAGUAAUCAAUCUCAAUGCUUCAGAGAAGACGGCGUGCUGCAGGGUUAGCAAAGAACCAUCUGUCAGAGCACGAGCGGCUGCAUCUCAGGGAACCUGGUCUUUGCCCAGACUACACUGAUCUUCAAUUUAUGUUAUUUUCUAUCUAUUGACUUUCUUUGCUAUGGUACUGAACACAACUGUAUGUUCCUCAUGGUCUAACAAAUAUUUGAUAUUAAUUAAGCUGUGUGCUGAACAUUACGCUUUUAUCAAUUUGUUACAUUGUUAGCUCUAUUGGCUCACCAUUACUUUUGGUAAUGACGUUUACUUCAGUCGUAUUUCCUGUUCUAUUAAACUUUUUUUUAACUGGG